CCGUGCGUGUUUUUGUAUUGAGAAAGUAUGGCGGAGAAGAAAGGCUGGGGCGAAAGUCAAUUAAGAAAAUAUGACAUACCGUUAGAACAAAUUCCCAGGUUGAGCGUAAAUGAUGCUUUAGUUGAUGAGUUAAUUGCUGCAAAUAAACCGGUGGUGAUCACGGGCGCCAACCUGGUGGCGUCGGCGCUGAAGUGGGACCUGGAGUACCUGGAGCAGCACAUGGGCGGGGGGGACUACGCCGUGUUCGUGUCCCGCAACCACAAGUUCAAGUACUACGACGACAAGAAGUCCGUCCCCAGCUUCACGCCGCCGACGCGCCGGGUGGACAUGAAGUUGCCCGACUUCGCGAGGAGACUGCGCAACUGGAAGAGGGGAGAGGAGAGACUGUACCUGCAGCAGGCCCUGAACACCACCGUGGGGGCGGCCAUCGUCAAGGACUUCCUGGGCUUCAACUGGGACUGGAUCAAGGGCAAGCAGACCAGGCACUCUUGGGGCAACCUCACCGCCAACCUGCUGCUCAUCUCGAUGGAAGGCAACGUGACGCCGUGCCACUACGACGAGCAGGAGAACUUCUUCGCGCAGGUGCGCGGCCACAAGCGCUGCAUCCUCUUCCCGCCGGCGCAGUUUGACUGCUUCUACCCGUACCCCGUGUUCCACCCGCACGACCGCCAGAGCCAGGUGGACUUUGAGCGGCCGGACCUGGGGCGCUUCCCCAAGUUCCGGGACGUGUGCGGGCAGGAAGCGGUGGUGGGGCCCGGGGACGUGCUCUACAUCCCCGUCUACUGGUGGCACCACGUCGAGUCGCUCAUGCGGGGUGGCUACACCAUGUCCAUCAACUUCUGGUACAAGGCGGGGCCCACGGGCAGCGUGACGUACCCGCUGAAGGACCACCAGAAGGUGGCCAUCAUGCGCAACGUGGAGAAGAUGCUGGUGGAGGCGCUACACGACCAGGAGCAGGUGGGCCCCCUGCUGAGGGCGCUGGUGCUGGGACGCUACACCGAGUGACUCCGCCCCCUCCCCCGCAGGGUGUCUGCUGGGUCCCGCCUUUGAAUAUACAUACUGUACAGAAGUCGCGAGUGGAUAGGACUUACUCUACGUUUUUUCAGGAGCGCGUGACGAGCAGCUUGGGAACUUCACCGCUGCAGGGCGCUGCCGUAACGCCCUGUGUCGUCUCAGGUUGUUAUUUGCACGUUAGAUGCGCAGCACUGUCGCCCGCUGUCAUUCCCCCGCACCCCCUCUGCCAAUCUUUCACUGCAGCUCAAGGUCGUUCAAAGGGAGUGGAAUUGGGUGUUUGAAGAGUUCGACGCUUGUCCGCUAGGGACCACCACAAGUCGAUGCCCUAGAGAUGGUGGCGAUUGCGGCGGUGAAUUAACCGACUACCUCAAAACCGUAUUAGAAAUUUUAACCUGGGCUGGCGACUUCUAUACAGUAUAUAUAUUCAAAGGUCGCGGGGACCCCCACGCGGCGGGGGAUAGAGAGCCCCGGAAAGUCGAGAACACUUUCCGAUGAUACUUUCCCGCGUCCCCUUUUUUUAACCGGGGCCCCCGUGGAAAUUACGAAAGUCCCGAAGACGCCAUGCAUCGCAGGAAAGUUGGCGAAAGUUCAAAGAACUUUCAAGAACUUUUCAAUAUUUCUUUUUUUCCUUUAGCGUUAAGGAUCUCGACGAUUUCCCCCGAGAUGUCAUGAAUUGUAGAUUAGGUCGCAGAAGUCCAAAGAAAUGUUCGAGAAUUUUUAAUAGAUAUAUAUAUUUUUUAAUUCACUAGAACGUGUGAAUGCAAUCGAAACUUAGUGAAACCUUACAGUAUUGAAUGGUUGAAUGGCAAUAUGGUUUUUAGAUACAUUAAGUUCGGUUUUACGCCACGCACUGCAUUUGAAAACGGGAUUUUAAUUUAAUCCAUUUAUCUUGUUAAAUUGGUUAAUAUAAAAUCAGUGGCUGUCAUUAGCUACAUUAGCCCAAGGUUUUUUAAAUGCACGCAAAGGGCCAAAAGAGGUAACUAACUUUUAUCCCUGCAAUCCAGUAGACAUCCUGAAAUAUGCAGCAGGGAUCCAGUUUUGUCACGUGACUUUCUUCUUCUGCUGUUUGCCAGCCACUUUAGUUAGCCACGUUGCGAAGUAGAGUACUGGCUGUAAACGCAUGACUGGGGAAUAGCGGAAGAGAAGUCACGGAAGUGAUUUAAGGGAUCGGAGGUGGUUUUGUCUGGUGAUUUGCAGAAAUGGAAAUAUCCAAAAAAAUUGUACUUAUGUUUUUUUUUUAGAUUGAUUUUCAAAUCGUCUAAAAAAAGAAAAACUUUAUUGUCACAUCAAAUUGUUACAAUUUACAUCAACGGGGAUUAGACUAUUUUGACAAUUUCCUAAUGUGUUAGCUGGCUUAGACAGCAAUUUUUGUAUUUGGGCCACUGUCUUCUGAUCAUUGGCUUAGCUUUAACUGGUUCACACGUCUGUUGUUGCAGGCCAGUGAUUUGCUCAGAACUGUGCCAGUUGUGUCGAUAACUUCUGGUCCGGUUCCACUCACAGCACUUGCGUUUUAAAGUGUAUUUUGUGUUUAGCUGUUUGGUGAAUCAGGUAAAACAAUUCUUCAAUAUCUUUGUGUUGUACCAUAUAGUCUUUCACUGUAGUAUGGAAUUGCUCAGUAAGUAGGCCAGAUCUAGGUAGAUGCCCAUUUUGGAAGUAGUGAUAAUUUUGUGUUGGUCUUCCAUAGUUAAUUUUUAUACACACAUUUUACUCUCCAGCAUGAAAAAAUGUAUCAGUGGAAUUUUACAAGAAUUUUUUUUUUAACCUGAUUUAAAAACAUUACAUUAAAAAUUAAUGUGUACUGGGCUAGAACUGUUAGGCUGGAAUUCGGAGCCAUUAUUUGUGAAACACCUACAUGCCACGUUCUACGUGCUACUUAUUUCGACAGGUAACGGAGUUUCGUAAUCAGUCAGUGAGCAGUUUGGAUCUUUACUACAGUUGUGUGUCUUUUUUUUUAAGUCAAACGUGUUAUUUUAUUUGUCCUGACCAACACGCAAAUGUUUAACCUUAUCUUGGUCAUAAUCUUGCAAAAAUGACUACCACAUUUGUUUGCUUUAUUGCACUAUUGCAUAGUCGAAUGCCAACUGUUAUCUGAGUAAUGAAAAAAAAAUCCUUUGAGGUUUUAAAAAAAAAACUUUAUUUGGGUAUUUUCAAAUUAUUUUGACGGAAAGGUAAUCUCUUUGAACAGGCAUGUAAUUGAAUCAAAUCUAUAUAUACUUUGAUAACUCGAUACCCAUCGAUACUUGGUUGAAUCAAUAGUGUCAAGUAUAAAUCCUAACUUUGUACUUGAGAUACUGGAAGAAGCCACAUUUGUUUCCUUGCUUAUACAGGCUUUCUAGGAAUACCGAAGCGUUCCAACAGCUGCCGUUGUAUCUGAACAGCUGGAAUUUUUUAACAAGAAGAGAAUUGGAUUGAUCCCUAAAGAGUUCACUUGCUUGGUUUCCUAAGAAAAAUUUGUAGACUUUGAGGAACUUUUAAUAACAUUAAUUUUUUUUCAGUCUAUAUUGUACUCAUCGUAUUUGUGUAAAUAAUCUAUACUUUUUUGUUAACAUAUUAUAAUUUACUAAGUAUGUAGUUUGUGGAAAUUUUUUUAAAGGAAUAUGUUUAUAUUUGAUUUUGAAUUAAUUUUUAAGAACAUGUUUCUGUUUUCUAAAUAAAAUAUAGUGUAUAGAAAGUGUUGAGAGUAUCGAGCUGAAAAAGUAUAAAAAAACCAAUCAUCAAAAUUCCAUCAUCCCAGUACACUGGAAAUAGUUACACAAAAUGCUUCAAAAAGAAAGAGUCAUAAUUUUCAUAGACUAUUGCACAUUUUGCACUUAAGUUAUUAGAUGUAUUAUUCUCAUUAGAUUGUUUUUGUCGGUAUGCUACCGAAAUGACUACAAAUACCAGCCUAACAUUCAGGAAGAAAUAUUUGUACAUAUUUUUUGUAUGUGAGCUUUUUAAGUGAAGUAGUAAUGUAUAUUAAAACCAUAUUGUUUAAAAAUGUAAUUUUUUUUUGUAUAUACAGGACUUUUUUGUGUGUUUGUGCAGUUAUUUAGCUUGUCCGGUCUCAAAGACUGGCAGCAGAAUGUCAUUUUGAAAUAAUGGUGUAUUCAGUGUAAAUAGAGUGAGGCUUAUUGCUAUUUUGCUGUUCAAAAUGAACUACUACGCUAUGAGUUGUGUAUAAUCUGUGUUGUAUAUAAUAUUGUGUCUUGUUUGUACAUGUAUCGUUUUCAUACAGUAUUACUAAGUGCUUAUAAUUUGUGGUGAAAUGAAGGUAAAAACUUAUUUGAUAUCUUGCAUAGUCUUAAGUUCGUCACCUCUAUCGAAGAACACAAAUGUUUUGGAGAUGUUUUUUUAUAAUCUGAUUUUUCAACUUCAACUUGAAGGAAAGAGUGCAUUUUGUUAGACGUUUUAAGAGUAACAAGUGUUGGUAUGCUUAUGUCAUUCUGGAUCAUAUUAAAUGCAAUUGUACGUACAGGUGUUUCAUUUGUUGAAGUUGUCUUACAUGUACCUAAAUAAGUAAAUAUUAGGAAAGCUCCGAAAAUAUUGCUCUAAUUUGUACUUGGUAUUUUUUUUCGGUUCCAUGGUAGUGUGUGUAUAAAUAUUGGGUUUUAAAUGUUUGUCUUGUUUGUAUGGAUCAUUUGCCUCUUUCUAAAAGUCAGGCACAAAUUUACGGCUCUAAGACCCUGCGUACAGUUUGUUAAUAUUCCCUGUAAUUUUUUUGGCUUAAUGUUAAGCCGUAGUUUAUUCUUGUCGGUCUGGUUAGGCUUUCGGCUCCAUGGGGUGCCAUUCUUCUCUCAUCUCAUCUGCGUUGAUUCGUAGAGACCACAGCGUGUGGAUGUGGCACGUCAAGCUGAAUUACAUAGUUCGUGUGCACCGUGCGGGCUGGGAGUGGUUCCGUAACCUCCCAGCCGGUGGCGUCGGCGUACAGCUUGGUUCAGUCUGCUGUCUGCCAGUCGUACACGUCAGUUGAACUGGGCGCAAAGCUCGGGAGAUACAGUGCUGCUGUUGUGUGGUCUGUAGGGUAGGCGGAACUUGCCGCGUUUUAGGUUGGCGAGAUGAUUGGUUCUCUGAAGAUGCGGAAGAGUGAGUUUAUUUCAGGGACCCUGAAGAUCAGUGAAAUGAUGAAAUCUUUUAAUAUCAAUAUUUAGGGACACCUGUAUUUCGCGAUAUCAUUUCAUGUCAAGGUAUUUCACAAAACACUGUAGCUUUUUCUAAGGGUCAUGGCAAAUUGUGAGGGUGCAGCAGUACGGUGACCACAUUCUCAUUGGCCCCGUCAAGAGCGGGACGACACCUCUCACCGACCUCAGCCAAUAACCACAGGAGAAAAGCUACAGUAUUUUGUGAAAUACCUUGACACGAAAUGUAUUCGCGAAAUACAGGUGUCGCUAUCAAUAUCUACCGAUAUUCCAAGUUUCUGAUGUAAUUGAUUUCCAACUGAUACACGUGAAGAACGUGCAACUUCAUCCAUUCAGGCAUCACCCAUCUUCUCUGUUUACCUUUUUAUAGCUCUGGUUUUUUUUUUUCGGUUAUCAACUGUUAAAGAAAUGUGUCAGUAAUUGGAUCAGUAUUGGUUUUAAACCAUUGUGUUUCACUACUGAAGAUGUUGGUGGAACGACCACUGCAUUAGUUUGAAAUGUCCUCCAUUUUAUGUAUCUAAAAUUCUAAAGUGUGUCGGAACCAGCGCACAGUAGGUAUUCCAUUUCUCUAAGCGUCAAAAUCUUCAUUUUGUAACAUAACAGCUUUUUUUUUUUGUGUAGUGUGUUUUUUCUGUUUGGUACCAGUGUUUUUUGAGGUAGACUAUUGCAUUUACUAUACAAGCGUACUGUGUUGGUUAGUUGCACUUAAAUGACUAUUAAUGUGGUUUCUAGAAGAAUAUUUUGUUCAUGUUAGAAGGAAGGAAAGUAUGCUUGUCAAAGUUUUGUAUUUAAGGUUUGGAUAGUGAUUGAUGUAGAUACUAGAUACAAUAUCAUACACAUGUGUAUUGUAAGAGAAUUGUUUUUAAGUAUUUAAGUAUUUAAAUAUUUUAAGAGUUUAGUCAUUUUUGGUGUGAAAUUUGGUUUUGGGAUGCUGCUGUUUUAAGCCUGCAAAUAUUUAUGUUUAAAAGCUAGCUUGUAUGUAAAUAAUAACAGUAUUUUAUUGCAAUGGUGCAUCAUAUUUUGCAUUUCAGAAAAUGUGUCAGCAAUGAACACAUUUUGCUACCAUGCUGUUAUGAAUAUUAAUGAAACAACAAUUUCAUGUUUGUGAAUGACAAUAGUUCCAGUAGUAUAUUUUUAUGUAGUUUCUUUUUUACCGUCAUCAGUCUGUAGGGUUGGCAUUCAUCACUAUACUGUACUGAUAGUUUUGAAGGUUAAUUGAUUACAAGUUUUACUAUCACAUACUUCUAAUGAUUACUUUUUAUGGAACUCUAAUAGCAAUGGUUACAGAUUUAAAAUUUUUAUUUAUUUUUAUGUUUGAUAUGCGUGUAAACUUAACAAUUAUAACUAGGUACCUAUAUAAAAUUUUGUUAGAUAUUACAUUUUUUCAUCUUACGUAUUUCUUAUUGUACUCUUUAUAUUCCACAGUUUUGUGUGCACAAUGUUUUUGUAUUGCUGUGCAUGGUUGUCACGUCUAAACAUUCCUAUGGUUUUUUUUUUUCUCUAUCAGGUUUUCAUUAAGUUGGUACUGUAUGGAUGCUGUUAAUGUUGUGGUUCAUUACGUAUUAUGCAGCACAAUCGUCGCUACACCGCAACAAAUUAAGAGCAAAUUAAUAAAUCUUGGUCUAUAGACAGAAAGAGUAUACCUCAUUCCCGUACUUGAGUAAAUUUUUGGAGUUGUAUUAUGGCUGUUGACCAAUAACAUUCUAGAGGAAUAUCUGCCAUGUGGCAGAAACCAAAAUAGUAUCCUGAACCAAAAUUUUUUUGUCAUUUUAAACAAAAAAUAUUGCCAGAAUGUUUAGAAUUAUGAGUAUACAAUAUACCAUAGUGUUUUUGUGACCAAAUUUUUAGAACACCCGUUGAAGGGGUUCUCCCACCUGCCACAAAAUCAUGCUGUAGGGUGUCUGAAACACACAUUUUUACGGGAAAAUAUUAAAUCUAUUCAUAAUCCAUUUUUGCACGAAAAAAAAAAACCUGUCAGACUAAGUAAUGUAUACCCAUUACAAAGAACGUACAUUUCUUGUUCAAAUUUUCUACUAAACACGAGAAACCCAUUUCAGUGGUUGUCGAGAUGUGAAAUUACUCUUCUGCACAUACAUUUGAAAAUAGUAAUUAUUACUUGUAAUCAGUUGCAUUCUUACUUGAAUGUGAGCAUAAUCACGGUUUUCCUAUGUAUUUUAUUGUGUGUUGGACUAGUCUUUUUUUUGAAGUGUUUGCCUAAUAUAUAAUAUUAGUUCAUAUUUUUUUGUAGAAAUGUUUUAUUUCCUUUUUGCAUUCAAAUUUUGGAUCUUAAAAUGUGUGUAAUUUGUGAAUAUUCAAACUUUUGGUGAUGACUGUAACUGUGGUUAAUAAUUAAUUAAUUUAGCAAUCAUUCUAGAGAUAUUCAUGUUGUAUUUGAAGCUUAUAUUCUAAUCUGGCUGCUGGAAUAACUGUUACAAACCAAAUAGCUGUGAUUGUUGUUCGGGAUAGUUUGGGGUACUGUGUGUGGGUGAAGCCAAUGGAAACAAUGUCUUGGUGAGGGAUCUUUUGGUACACUCACUUGUUUUAUCUUUAUAAAAGAGUGUUCUGAUUAUUUGUAUACUUUGUUAAUAGGUCAAGAACGUCAGAAAGUCAUAUCAAAUGGUUUAAUGGGUGGAUGGAAUAGAUUUUGUCUGGGCGUUAUAAUGAGUGAAUAACAGUAUUAUUGUUGAUUCAAGAUGUUAUUUUGGACAUAUGGCAUUACUGGUUUCACUGUGUGAACAAAAAAGAUGAAUAUUUAAAAAAAAAUUAAUAUGCAAACACACAUAUAAAAAGCCAAAUUCAGCCGACACUACUGUUUUGUCAUUGUAAUUUAAUAAUAUAAGCAUAUUAUAUUUUUUAUAUAAGGUUUUUUUCUACUAAACAAGUCUUCUAAUGGUUUUAAAUAUCAAAAAAGGUUUUAAAUUCUUUUUAAUUUUAUGUAUCUCAUCAGUAAACUAUUUUUUUUAUUUUUACUGAUUUACUUUGAACUUAUAUAGUAAAUGUAAUUAGUGAUAAAAUUAUAUGUUAGUGCUACAAAUAUCAGAUGGUUUUUAUGAACUUAAUGGCAAAUUUUUAUGUCACACCUAGCAUGUACUGAAAUAAUGUGAUGCAAUAGAGUUUUCAAUUAACUGUUCCUAUGUACCUUUUGUCUUUAAACACUGUAUUUCUAGUAUAUCAUUCAUAAAUCAAUAAAAAUUAGAUCUUCCCAAGACAAAGAAACCUGAGGUUUUCAGGGUUUUUGGGAGAAACUAAUUUUUAUCGAUUUAACGAAUGUUAUACUAAAAAUAGCAUGAUUUUAAGAUUGAAGGUUAAAUACAAAUGUUAAAUCCAAAAAAUGGUUUCAUGCUUUCAGCACACGUUAGGACUGACAUAGAAAUUUGCCCUUAAGUUCAUAAAAACCAUUAAAUAAGUACCUGUGUAAUAGAUAAAAACCUUUUAUAAAUAAUUAAAAAUGGUUAUAUUGCUAUAUUAUGAAUGAAUUAAAAAAAAAUACAAUAGUAGAAACAAAAAAUUUGCAUUACUACCCCCUUAAUCCAGCACUUUUACUCUUGUAGUAUUAUGUAAUCUGGCAGUGAUGUAGCAGCUCGCGUUUAGAUUUUUCUGGAUAUUUUUAGGCAGAUACGCGUUUGUAAUUUUGACCCCCAAGUAAAAUACUGCUCUGCCUAAGCAUUUAGUUCCCUCUGUGUUUAUGAUAUUUUUUUUUGAAGAAGAGAAGAUAAAAUAUCAGAAUCACAGAUGUGGUGUGAGACUUUUUUCAAGCAGUGUCUUUCAGAUGCAUGUUUUAUUGCCACAAGUUGGUACAGAUGUGGUCCGAUUAAGGAGCUUUUGCUGUACUAAAAAUUUUACCUCGUCCUGUAUGUUGUGUCAUCUUAUUCUGAAAACUUCUGAUUCAUGGCUGUACUGUUUACUUGUUUUUGUUAUUCUACAGUAUCUGCUGUAUUGUCUCUCGAAAUUUAUAUGGUAUUUAUUCUGGAGGAAAUUUGUCGCUAGUUGUGACCAUGGAAAUUUUAUUAUUCAUUUUGGUGUUUGGAAAUUCAAGUUGCAUUCACCAAACAAUUGUUGAAAAUAAAAUUUUUUUGCGCUAAUGUAAAUUUUGUAAGUAAAAUAUAAGUGAGCUUAGUAGUGCUUGUUUCUUGUACAAUUUUUAUUUCUUAUUUUUCAAGUUGACCUGACAAAGUCAUGGAUAAUUCCAAAAUUGUAUUUUGUAAUUUGUAUGUAUUAUGCUUUGAGGUGAUGGAAGGGGGAUUGUACCAAUUUUUAAUGUAUGGGCUGUGUGUCUAAAUUCUGUAUUUUAUAAAGUUUAUUUGUCGCAGCGUCAGGCUGUACUUUACAUUCUUCAUGUCACCUAUCAUGGUAUCCUGUGUUGAGUGAUUCAUCCAACUUACGUACUUUUGAAAAUUAUUAUUAUUAUGAUGCACCAAAAUAAAUAUAUUUUUGAAUAGUGUGAAACGUUUUGUAUGUAUCUUCAGUGUUUAAGUAGUUCCUUUACAGGAAUUUUAUUUCAGGAAAAAAGCUUGAAAAAAAAAUUGUGUUCAAAAAUUUUACGAAUGGGUUUGGACAGUUACGUUAUCAUUCUCAACAUGCAUCACUGCCUUUGUGGUUAUUGAUUACAGGUGUAAUCUUGCAUCACCAAAAAUAACUUACUGCCUUUACCGAGAUCAUGCAUAUUUUUUUAUAGCUUCAGGGGGGAUAUAUAUCCCACUAUCCCCUGGGAACACCACUGGUUAUUUAUGACACACCUCUUUGGAGUUGUUGACGUGCUUUCGUUGCCGGAAUCAGCUCAAGAACAUAUGUACGUAUUUAACUAGCCAAUGUUGAUGUUGGUCUGUAAAAAUAUUGCUGGCACAGCGUAAGCAAGUAAGAAUGCUGGAUUAUGUCUCGUGAGCGGUUGCGAGUGGUCGAAUGGAGAAAUCACUCACCUGCCAUCGUGCAAUCCAGGUUUGAUUCUUGGCAGUGUUGUACCCAGAUUUUUCUCGAGUUAAAACCAUUAUGGGUUUUCCCUGGACACUCCAGUUCCUUCCACCAGUACAUUCCGCCAACAACCCCCGCUAACUUCUCAUCGUCUCUAAUGACGCUGAUGAGAUGUUAGGCCCUUAUUCAUUUAUUCUUGCUCUUGUGAUGAUGGGUUCAAUAAAUUACAAGGAAAAAAAUUUCAGUUGCAGCAGUGUGGGAAUGAGUUAAUGAACGACAAUGAAGUGGAUUUCGUGUAAUGGUGAGGCAAGUUGAUGAUUUCAUAAGUUUUUAAUUAAUGUGUUCACAUUUUAUUUUUGAUAGCUCAUAGUUAACUUAUGUCAAUAUUACAACCCAGCCUUCUAUUUUUGAAUUUUUUUUUGUAAAUAUUUAUUUAAUUUGGUUAUUUGGCUUGUAUGAUAUUUAAACAAAAAAAAAGAAA
Bacillus rossius redtenbacheri is the source of this 10518-nucleotide messenger RNA. RefSeq names its product hypoxia-inducible factor 1-alpha inhibitor-like. Gene Ontology annotation, cellular component: nucleus; cytoplasm. Lineage: Eukaryota; Metazoa; Arthropoda; Insecta; Phasmatodea; Bacillidae. The transcript has 6 exons. Gene Ontology annotation, molecular function: [protein]-asparagine 3-dioxygenase activity; ankyrin repeat binding; peptidyl-histidine dioxygenase activity. Bases 28 to 1005 code for a protein of 325 amino acids. Gene Ontology annotation, biological process: negative regulation of Notch signaling pathway. The record is from RefSeq and is a predicted model, not a curated record.